CGUAUAACGUCAUGACGCUAGCCUAGCAACCAUCAUGGCGACGAGGAAGCCUAAAAGGGAUUGACCGGGGCAUGUCAGGCAGUCUAGAUAAUGUUUGUUCUCUCUAAGAUUAAUAUGGAAGGGAUACAAUAGUAUUACAACAAGUAUGGGAUUUAAAAAUAAUACCACCAUGGAUGCAAAAAAAGCAUACUGUCCUGGAGCAUCUGGCAACUUGACAAACCGAUGUCUCAUUCAAGACCACAUGUUUGCACAUUACAGAAAAGUGUUCACUGCCAAAGCUGCUGUGGAUACAUCGGCACCAAAAAGUAUGCAAUGUAGCGUCAAAUACACUGACCAAAAGCGUCAAGAGCGGUUGAAGAGGGAAGCAUCUCAGCGGACAUUAUCUUCAAGGUCACUGAGGAGCAGACUGGAGAACACCAGAGACUCAUGCUCAUCAAGAGCUAGCAGGACCUCUCUCCAAGCAGAGGAGGAUGGCUAUCCGCACUUGGGAGAGUCUAUAACAUCUUCGCCUAGACUCAACACUUCGUUCCAUAUUAGACAGAUUGUAUAUCCGUCCCAAAGAGCAGCCGCGGCCGGGAGUUCCCACAACGGCUAUCACUCCACUUCAGAAUUCAGCUACAGGGACCCCAACCCACAGAGGCAGCAGUCCUUCCGGUCCUGUGGCGCCGCCGGCAGCCAAAGCGCGUUCAGAGCCUUCCAGGACCCAGUCCAGAAGACGUACAGUGGAGACCUCAUGCGCAAGCACUCCAAGCAUUUCACGCCCGAAAAGCCCUUUACCCCUCGCACGCUGAAGAAGGACAGCAAGUCCUACCUGUCCCAGUACCGCUUCUACACCCCCCCGCGGAGGAAACUGGCAGAGGGGAAGACAAGUCCAAGGUUGGGGCCGCAGGACUCAAAUCAUGGAGGCUCUCAAGCCAGAGAAAACUCGGCUGCGGAUUGGGAUCUACCACAGACAUUUGACCUUGAGUCUGAAUUACUUGAUGAAGAGACCAGUCCAUAUGGGAAACACAGUAAAGUGAACAGGACGACAGGCAGCGGUUUCCUUUCUUUAUCUAGAAUGUCCCCAGACGGGACCAAGUCUCCCAUCAUGCAGAAGGUGAAUGCAGAGGAAGAAGAGUUACUCUACCUGGAGUUCAUUGCUGAUGUGACAAAUGAAAUCUUGAUGUUGGGGUUGUACAGUGACAGAGUAUUGAAAAGGGUAUUUCAGCGUCAUAUUGAUACGAACAAGCAUCGUCUGGAUGAGGUAAACCCGCCAUUUAAGUUUUCCAGAAUCAACUGA
Clupea harengus (Atlantic herring) is the source of this 1279-nucleotide messenger RNA. RefSeq names its product spermatogenesis associated 7 (gene spata7). Gene Ontology annotation, biological process: photoreceptor cell maintenance; microtubule cytoskeleton organization. NCBI's taxonomy places the organism in Eukaryota, Metazoa, Chordata, Actinopteri, Clupeiformes, Clupeidae. Gene Ontology annotation, cellular component: photoreceptor distal connecting cilium; axoneme; ciliary basal body. The record is from RefSeq and is a predicted model, not a curated record.